CGUCACCAGUGGAAAACAAGAUGGCCACUUACAAUUUGUAAAUGGAUCUAUUAACGUAGGAAUCAACCUCGUUGAGCCACAAGAUCAAUGUUUUCAUACAGUUAGGUAGCCGACUAGCCCGAUAGGGUAAACAAUACAUCAAUACCCUAGCUGUAAGCCGAUUUUAAAGAUACAAAUUUCGGAAGUAAUACCCGGUGAAAACCGGGAGAGCGUGAACUAGGAAUGGACGGAGGAGAGUAUAUUUCUUCCAUGGAAAACAUGGACCCAACCUUAGCAGAACUUGGUGAUGAAUUCACACUUGGGGACAUUGAUGAGAUGCUCCAGUUUGUCAGCAACCAGGUGGGGGACUUCCCCGACCUCUUUGAGGAGCAGAUAAACGGUGGCUCUGGCUCUGUUCCAAACGGGAUGGCGCAGACCCCUCGCCAGGCCCCCGCCGCCCCUCCGACCCCCCAAACCCCUCAGACGGUCCAGGCCACCACGUUCCAGACCACCCUGGCCGCCACGCCAGCCGCCAAGCUGGUGCCCCACUCGCUCCCGCUCACGCCGCCCCAGACGCCCGUGCAGACGGUGACGGCGACCCAGGUGCGCACGCCGCCCCUGCUGCAGCCGCGGCCCCAGCAGCAGCUCCAGGCCAUCCAGCCCCAGCAGCCGCAGGCCGUGCAGCCCAUCCAGGUGCAGACGCAGGCCAUCCCCAUGCACACGCAAGCGCUCACCGUGCAGACGCAGAGCUUCCCCGUGCAGACCCAGACGCUGGCCAUGCACAACCAGACGCUGCCCGUGCACACGCAGGGCCAGACGGUGAUGUUCACGUCGGCCCCCAAUCAGUCUCGUUUUAUUCAGAACCCCGUCAUCUGCCACCAGAGCCCCACUUCUGGUUUCCAGGUCCUCCAACCACAGAUGCAGAGCAUUGUGACAUCGCCGCAGGUGCAGCCAAUGACAAUCCAGCACCAGCGCCUGCUGACGCCAGCAGGACAGACCAUCCAGACCCUCUCCACGGCGCCCACUGCUGUGCACACAGUGCAACAACAGGUGCAACAAGUCCCUGUUCUGGUCCACCAGCCCCAGAUCUUGAAGAACGACACUCUGGUUCUGACGACGCUAAAACCUGACGGAACCCAGGUUCUGUCCACCAUGCAGAACCCCACUGGCAUCACCACCCUUACAACCCCUAUUCAAACGACUGCUCUUCAGGUCCCGCAGUCUUUCUUUUCCUCUUCUCAGACGCUGAUGGGCAGCAACAUCCUGACCACUGUGCCGGUCAUGAUGGGCAGCAGCGACAAGCUGCCCAUCAAGCAGCUGUCGUCAGGCACCGCCCAGAGUGGACUUCAGAGCAGGCCGAGCAUGGAGCACGGCUCGCCGGUGACGGUGGGCCCCGGGGGCGUGGUGAAGGAGGGCGAGCGCAGGACCACCCACAACAUCAUCGAGAAGAGGUACCGCUCCUCCAUCAACGACAAGAUCAUCGAACUCCGCGACCUCGUCAUGGGACAUGACGCCAAGAUGCACAAGUCAGGGGUGCUGCGCAAGGCCAUCGACUACAUCAAGUACCUGCAGCAGGUCAACCACAAGCUGCGGCAGGAGAACCUGACCCUCAAGAUGGCUAACCAGAAGAACAAGUCGGUGUGUCUGCCGGAAGAUAUCGAGAUGAAGCCAGAGCUGCAGAUGAUGUCUCCUCCAGCCUCUGACUCAGGCUCUGGCUCCCCUGACCAGUUCUCCCCAUACUGCAUUGACUCUGAGCCGGCCAGCCCUCUUCUGGAGCACGAGCAGUUGAAGAGUGAGCCAGAAUCGCCGUCCACCGUGGGCGUGAUGGACCGCUCCCGCCUUCUCCUGUGCGCCCUCACCUUCCUCUGCCUCUCCCUCAACCCGCUGCCCUCCCUGCUGGGCUCAGAGGCUCACGGCGGACCCAGCUGGGGCUCGGAGGCCGGCGGCCAUGGACCCACCAGAACUCUCUUUGGCACUGAACUCUCUCCAACACAGAACUUGGCUUCCUGGUUAUGGUGUCUGUUGCCAUGGGUGAUGGUGUGGACGCUGAGUGGGAUUGGUGCGGUGUGGGGGUGUGUGCGGGUGCUCUACCUAUGGGAGCCCGUCACCCCUCUCCACUCACCCAGGUCAGUGUCCUUCUGGAGGCACCGCAAGCAGGCCGACCUGCACCUGUACAGGGGUGAUUACUCUGCUGCAGUCACCAGCCUCGAGACCUGCCUGUCCAUCUUAUCCAGAGCUCUCCCCACCAGCAGACUGGACCUCACCUGCUCUCUCUCCUGGAACUUCAUUCGCUACUGUCUCCAUAGGCCCACCCCCUUGGGAUGGCUCGUGCGCCAGGUUGGUGGCAGACACGAGGGGGAGGAGUCUCAGACCAGUGCCCGUGACGCAGCUCUGGUCUACCACCGACUGAGCCAGCUCCAGCUUACAGGUAAACUAGCCGAGGGCAACAGCCUCUUGGCCCUGUCUCUGUCCCUGAGCGCCGUGAACCUGAGCGAGAGCGCCCAGGGGAAGAUGCCCGCCACCCAGCUGGCACAGAUGUAUGUCACCGCCGCCACUGCCCUCCGCACCGCGCUGGGCCACCACCUGUCCUGCCUCCCUGGAUAUCUGCUGAACCGGGCCGAGAAUGUGGCCAGCCAAUCAGACGGGAAGCCCAUCCCUGACGGACUGCGCUGGCUCUUCACCCCAUUGGGCAGGCAGUUCUUCCUGAGCUGUGAUUGGUCAGUGAAGUCUGAGCGUCACGAGGGAGUCUACACGUCCCAGAGAGACCAAGUGGACCCCAUCGCCCAGCUGCACUGCUGCUUCUGCGAGAGGCUUCUGGAGAGGGCUGUCCACUCCCUCAUCCAGCCCAACAGCGACUCGGAGGCCAGCAAAAGCAAAGAUGACUCUGGGGAGUUCUCCAGCACUCUGGAGUUCCUCCAGCUGCUGACCAGCUGCACUGAAGAGUCCCCCGCCACCUCGGCCUCUUUCCCAGCACUGCCCAAUCAAAACACAACACCAGUGGGAGACCCUGUGUGCCGCUGGUGGGUGCUGGUCUUGAAGGCUGCGGUUCACUGGCUGCAGGGUGAUGAUGCAGCUGUGAGGUCUUUACUUGCUGAGGCUGAACGGGUCCCCAGAGCUCUGCACACACUCGACCACCCCCUGCCCAAGGCGGUGCAGCAGCUGUGCAAGGCGGUGCAGGUGAGCCUGAGCCAGCAGAAGGGGGAGGGCGCGGGCGCCUGCCUGGCUCACUGCGAGCGCUCCAGUGCCUACCUGCGGGCGAGCAUCUCCGUGCAGCUCGCCCAGUCGGCCACCUGGCUCAACAAGGGGGUGGAGCUUCUGGUGUGUGACCUCUUGCUGACCCUGCGGACCAACGUGUGGCAGCGCGGCAGCUCCAAUGGGGAGGCGGGCCCUGCUCUCGGCUCCCAGUUGGCCGGCUUCCAGAGGGACCUGAGCUCCCUGCGCAGGCUGGGACAGUGCUACCGACAGGCCCAGCACAAGGUUUUCCUGCACGAGACCACGGUGAGACUGAUGGCUGGAGCGAGUCCAACCCGCACCCACCAGCUGCUGGAGCACAGCCUACGCCGCCGCCCGCAAAACUCUGGACAGGCCGCAGAGGGCGUCCUGGGAGAGCGUGAGCGCGCCCAUGCCAUCCUGCUGGCGUGCCGUCACCUCCCUCUUCCCCUGCUGACGCCGCCAGGGCACCGCGCCCGCCUGCUGGCCGAGGCCAAGCGCACGCUGGAGCGCGUCGGCGACCGCCGCUCGGUGCAGGACUGCCAGCAGAUCCUGUUGCGCCUGGGCGGGGGCACCACCAUCGCCGCCUCCUGAACCCCCCGGGUCCCGGAUCAGUCCUGAAAGGGAGUUGCCCGUCAACUUGCCCAAAUGCCACAGACACCAGAUCAGCCAUCAUCUGCUCUACAGUGGCACAUUUGAAUAGGGAAAAGCUUAGUAGCCAUUCAUUUUCAUACACAGCCCGCAAAUAUGUUAAUGUACGUGUCGUUCAUUUAAAGCACUAUAUAUUUUACACACGCACACACACACACACACACACACACAAAUAGACUGUAGACUCUACUUUUAUUCACCAAUAGAGUACAAACCGAGCUGAUCAUAUUUAGACACAUGCGUUGAGAAAUGUACACGAUUUCUCUGUAUUUUUAUAGAUCAUCUCACUUUUUCCAUUCUUGUAUUGCCCUGUUGCAGACCUUUCUGUUCUAUGUGCUCUGUAGAGGAGGACGUUAUCUCUCGUUUACCCUCGGGCAGCACCUCAACCUUGUUGCCGUGGCUUUUCACAGGUUAUUUAUGAGCCAGACCUCACACUGGAAAAACUGCACACACACACACACACACACAAAAGAUGGAUGUUGUCGUAACGUGCAGUUGGCUCUCUGUGGCCACUGUGACCAUAGAGAGAGGAGGAGGGGUAUUUUUUGUGGAGGGGUUUUGCAGGUAAAGGGAACAACCUCACCAGAUUGCAGGUUUACUGUGCACACGGUGUAGUCUCUCUCUCUCUCUCUCUCUUUCUCUCUUUUUGUUUCUGUCUCCAUUUCUACAACCUUUUCUCAAUUAUUUCAUCUUCCUGACCACAUCUUUCACCUCGCAAACACCAUACGGUCACUUUUUCUCUGGACGUGAAAAUCUAGAGCAAACAAAACAAGAAUCAAUAAGCCAGACAUCAUGCCCAGAAGUUGCAUCUUCAAAUCAAAUCUUAUUUUAUUGCUAAAUGCUGCCACCAACCGAGACCAACAUACAAAUACCGGACCAACAGUAGGAACUCAAUACCCACUGUAACUGUUUGUUUGUUAAAGGAUUAGAAGGACAUCCAUCUUAACCUUCUUUUCCUCUUGACCACCCCAAGGGCUUUGAAGGAAACAAAGCCUUCUAGACCUUUGCUGAGCUCCACAACACCACGCUCCCUAGCAAAUGCAAGGCCUCUCACAGGACUGCUUGUGUAGAAUCAGUUUGUACCUACCUCAUUUACUACGCAACGCCUGAACAGUGUGCUGGAACUGCAGUACUGAACAACCAGUUGGCCCUUGAGUGUGUUGUAAUGGUGAAUUAUAGUAGAGCGGUUAGGUAAAACACCCGAUGAAGCAUAUGUAGUGCAAUUCGUAUGGUAUGUAAAUGUUUGUACUUAAUUUAUCAGUAGAAAGUUCAGUGACCUUGAAUAUCAUAAAUCAAUGGUCCCAAGCAUCUGAGUUUUGACAUCUAAGACUCCUAUAUACACGCAUACAGUAUGUGUGCACAUAAACACACAGAGCUCAGUCAUGUUUUGUAUAUAUACAUUGUAUAUAGCCGUGUAGAGACCAAAGUUAGACUUAGUAGGGAGUAUAGUAGCCUGUCGUCCCCCACGAGCCGGUCAGACAUCAUUCUGAAACAUUUUAUAUGUUGUGUGUACAUAUUAUGGUCUGAAAACGUGAACGUAAAAUGGGAAAGGACACUGACCAUCUGCUAGUGUGCAAAAACAUGAAGUAUAGUCAUGACGGAGCUUGGGCCACGAUGCUAUCAGGCAGGAUUGGAUGAGUUAACAGUAACUCCACAGCUUCAGCUUCAUGGCCUUGAAACUUUUAAUUAUUAUCACUAUAUUUUUGUUAUAGCUCUUAUUUGUUUCAUUCUGAGAGGUUUGUCCAUCAUGGGCUCUUAUGUUCGUUUUUAAUUCUGGACUCGUUGGAUAGAUUAUUUUUGUCGGUGUUUCCAUUUUGUGUUUUGUGAGUUAUUCUGUUAUUUAAAGAGCUGGAAGGCAUCUGUUCAUAAUGGGCACCCGCUUCCCCUCACAGUUCACACUUUAGUUCUACUGAUGAUAUAAUAGGGUCAGGUGGGUAUGAUGGAAGGAGAAUGAAUAUAGGGUAGCGGAAAAGUUGCUUAAAUAUUCUGCUUCGUAUGAUGCAUUUUUUAAAACCGCAAAACAAUAUUGUACGCUUUUAAACUGGUUUUAAACUGAGGCACAAUUUCCAUGUGGUUGGGUGUCUUUUCUGUACAUCACCCAGACAGCUUUAAGUUUUAUCCUGAAGUGAUUGGAAUGACCAAUGGCUGCAAGGGAUUGCUUAGUGCUGUUUCCCAACAGCCCUUUAAUGGAAAAUCAUGUUACAGACUUUCCCUCCCUCUCUUUCUCUGUAUGUGUUUAUUGUUUGGAUUUUUAUGUUUGAAGUUUGUUUUUUAAUAAAAUUGCAGAUGACCUUG
Molecule: messenger RNA, 6135 nt
Organism: Sardina pilchardus (European sardine)
Lineage: Eukaryota; Metazoa; Chordata; Actinopteri; Clupeiformes; Clupeidae
Gene: srebf2
Product: sterol regulatory element binding transcription factor 2
Exons: 19
Coding region: 223-3783 (1186 amino acids)
Biological process (GO): positive regulation of transcription by RNA polymerase II; positive regulation of cholesterol storage
Cellular component (GO): nucleus
Molecular function (GO): DNA-binding transcription factor activity, RNA polymerase II-specific; protein dimerization activity; RNA polymerase II cis-regulatory region sequence-specific DNA binding
Source: RefSeq, a predicted model, not a curated record